This is a messenger RNA of Culex pipiens pallens (northern house mosquito), 4176 nucleotides long. RefSeq names its product serine/threonine-protein kinase ULK2 (gene Atg1). Bases 973 to 3441 code for a protein of 822 amino acids. Gene Ontology annotation, biological process: axon extension; positive regulation of autophagy; autophagy. Gene Ontology annotation, cellular component: cytoplasm; autophagosome. The transcript is spliced from 15 exons. Lineage: Eukaryota; Metazoa; Arthropoda; Insecta; Diptera; Culicidae. The record is from RefSeq and is a predicted model, not a curated record. Gene Ontology annotation, molecular function: ATP binding; protein serine/threonine kinase activity.
AACCCCGCGACGGAGGAGCCCUGCGGCCAAAGAGGAAGGAGAAGGAGGACAGCAGCAGCAGAGUGUGUUCCGUACGCGCAGCGGAGGAGAGCGAAAAAUAAUAGCGAUUUACAUUUCCUUGAUGGUGGACUAGAAAAAUAUCGGAACCCAGAGCCCGCCCAAGUGUCCCCAAGUGUCGUGUCGUGCAAUCCGGAACGGUUUUACGGCAGUGAGGUCGCGCGAAAACGAGGCAAACACACAGUUUCGGUACGGUUUUGUGGGGAAAUUUGCGACGCGAAAGUUUCGAUUUUUUUACGCUUUCGAGCUUGCCCCACAGUUUUGCGUCGCUCUCUUUUGCGGGAAGGAAAAGAGUUCGGGAAUCGACGACAAAAGAUCCGCGGAGUCCCCUCGGCGCUUUCGUGUGACGUGCACGAAAACGGCAGCUUCCAGGGAAGUGACACCCCCAGCGGAAACCACAUUCCAGGAGAGUUUCCCAGCUUGGAGGGGGAUGAGUAAGGCUUUAUUGAUUUGCUCCAACGAGAGGUGAAAAAGGAAGCAGCAAGAAAAAAAAAAGUCAACCAUCCGGAGAGUAGUGUUCCGCCCCGCACACCGAAAGGGAAUCUCCGCCAGGGAGGAAAAGGAGAAAAAACGAGUGCAGCAAAUCUGGAACAGAAAUGUCAAGUUGGAAAAUUUCCUGAAAAAAGUCUAGAUUUGCCAGAAAAGAAGGAAGAAAAGUGAGCCAUUCGAUCUCUUUAGUUGUCCACCUUUUUUGUGUUUGUUUUGAGAGUAAGGAAAAAGUGUUGAAAAUUGCGAUUGCAUUUCGCAAUAAGAGAAGAAAAUCAGUUUACUGAAGAAGAUUCGAGUCUGAUGAGACUCAGGAAGAGUCACAAAAGUGAAAUAAUAUCUUAGUUUAAGUGUUUUCCUCAAAUAAGAAGAAAAUCAAAGUGAUUUACAAGUAAAGUUGUCCCCAAAAGCCAAAACCAGCGAAUCAUCAUGGAACUGGUUGGGAACUUUGAGUACAACAGCAAGGACCUGAUUGGGCAUGGCGCGUUCGCGGUCGUCUUCAAAGGUCGCCACCGAGAGAAACAAUUCCCGGUCGCGAUUAAGAGCAUCACCAAGAAGAGCCUCGCCAAGUCGCAGUCGCUGCUCGGCAAGGAGAUCAAGAUCCUGCGGGAGCUGAGCGCUCUGCACCACGAAAAUGUCGUCACACUGCUCGCGUGCACCGAAAAGGACCACAACGUGUACCUGGUGAUGGAGUACUGCAACGGUGGCGAUUUGGCGGAUUACCUGGCCGUGAAGGGCACCCUCAGCGAGGACACGAUACGGCUCUUUUUGUGUCAAUUAGCGAGUGCAAUGAAGGCCCUGUACGCCGUUGGAGUGGUCCACCGAGAUCUGAAACCGCAGAACAUUUUGCUGUCCCACAGCUACGGCAAGAAUCUUCCGGCGCCCUCGAAAAUCACACUCAAAAUUGCCGAUUUCGGAUUUGCCCGAUUUCUCCAGGACGGAAAUAUGGCGGCUACCCUUUGUGGAUCUCCAAUGUACAUGGCCCCAGAGGUGAUCAUGUCGCUACAGUACGACGCCAAGGCCGAUCUCUGGUCCCUCGGGACGAUCGUUUUCCAAUGCCUCACCGGCAAGGCACCAUUCCAGGCUCAGACACCCCAGGAACUGAAGAUGUUCUACGAGAAGAAUGCCAACCUGGCGCCAAAAAUUCCUCCCGGAACGUCCAAAGAGAUGACCGAUUUGCUGAUGGGAUUGCUCCGGAGGAACGCCAAAGAACGGAUGAACUUUGAAAUGUUCUUCAACCAUUCGUUCCUGCAGCGGCAGACUACGCCUCAGAAUAGUGAGGCUCCCCAGUCCUCCCAGGCGGCCACGGCCGGGCAGCCUUCCUCGGCAAAAGUCACUAGUCCACACCAGAGGACGGCCAUGUCGCCUCUGCAGCACCAGCAGCUACUUCUACGUCAGCAGCAACAGCAGCAGCUACACCACCAGCAGCAACAACAACUACAACACCAACAGCAGCAGCAGCAGCAGCAACAACAGUUACAGCAAGAACAACAGAAGCAGCAGACGUUGGAGAAUAAUAACGUGCCAGUGGAGAUCGACGACAGCGUGGCUACGCUCGCCAGCGCGAACAACACGUCCAACAGCAGUCAGGACAACUCGGAUGACUUUGUGCUAGUGCCCAGCAAUCUGCCGAUCGACCCAUGCAGCGGAAACUAUGAUAAGAGUAAACCAACUAGAGUGCCUCAAACUGGUUCGAACGCUCAGGCGAGUCCACCGAGACCCAGCUCCCUCCCGAUCUCGGAACCGAAGCCCGUCCCGUCGGCAGCUAGAAAGCUUUCACGGCCGCAAACUCAGACUCCACCAAAGAACAUCCCCAAUGCGAUACCUCGAUCUCAGCCGAUCAGCAUGAAGCGAUCCGAGCACCGGAACAGCAAUUGUGAUAUCAGCUCAAUCUCGCCCCCGGCCGUGCAGUUUGCCAUCGGAACGCCCCCGUCCGGUGGCCGCCGGAGAUCGACCUCGGGAGGAUCGCUGUCGGAGACGCCGCCGCCGCCAACCUGCUGGACGGUAUCGCCGGCCUCGCAUCAGUCCCCACUCCGUCGUUCCGGAACCAGCUCGCCAGUAUUAUCGAAUGCCCUGUCCAAGUUGCCGGCGCUCGGCAGUCCCACCCUGAUGGGCGCCACGGACAAUAACAACACCCAUCCGCUGGGCACGAGGGCGUUCACGCUGCCGGAGAUGGGCGCCACCGGCGGUCUGCAGAGCUACCUGCACGACAACAACCUGGACGAUCACCCGAUCAACUUCCACGCGCCGGAGCUACCGGCCGAAACGCUGCUAGACCGCGAACACAACGAGACGCUGGCCAAGCUCAACUUUGUGAUCGCCCUGACCGAUUGCAUCCUGGAGGUGGCCGACUCGCGGUGUGCCCCCCUGUCGGCGCUCAUGUCGGCCGACGCUCAACCCAUUGCGCCGCACGCACCCGAGCACUGCAAACGGGCCGAACGGUUGGUACUGCUGGUGCGUGCCCUGAACCUGCUCUCGUCCGGUAUGCACCUGGCGUCCUCGCAGCUGCAGAGCGGUCACCUGAAGCCCUCGAAUACGGUUAAGAAUGUUCUCUCGAUGAUGCACUCCCGGUACCGGUCUACGCUUUGUGAGUCGAAGAAGCUGAACGGAACGGGACUGCUGCAACGGGCCGGGGCGAGCAAUAUUACCGCUGACAAGAUCCUGUACGAUCACGCGAUACAGAUGUGCCAAUCGGCCGCCCUGGACGAGCUGUUCGGCAACCCGGAGGACUGCUUCACCCGGUACCAGUCGGCGCAGAUCCUGCUCCACUCGCUGGCGCAAAAGUGCAGCCACCCCCAGGACAAGAUGCUACUCUCCAAAUACAAGGACGCCGUCGAGAAGCGGCUGUACAUCCUGCAGCAGCAGGGCUUCAUCUACGCGACGGACGAGCUGUCCUGAACCAGCGCGCUGCAGACGCUGCGGCGGCGCCUGUCCAAGAUCUUCUGACUAGACGGCACCGCGUCGUGGCUGAACGGACUGACGGCGAUGCAGCAGCAGCUGCUCUAGAGAAAAAAACGCGUAACCAUUUAACACAUAUUUCGUUUGUUUUUAUGUCUGUGAGAUUUAUUAUUUACGAACUAUUUAUUUUGGAUUUUGUAAUCUUUUUUUUGUUGUGUGAACAGGUUGGCGAUUGUUUUUUUUUUCGGGGGAAUUUUGAACUGUGCUUUCCCCUUUAAAAUGGAAAGAGCUGUAAAUAAAAUCAGACUAGCUUUUUUAUACAAUGGUAUCCGUAGAAAACAAAAGCACUUUGGCCAAUAUCCAGUAUGAAUCGCUUCCGUUAACGAUAACGAUAACAAAAAGAGAAAAAAGAGGAGAGUUGUUUAUGUAAAAUUACCCGUUUUAGACAAGGUUAAACUCUACAAUAGUGUAAAUAUCGCGCACGUGGCUUGGUUUUGCAGAGCGCGUUUGUACAUAAGUUGCGCGUUGGCUUCUGUAUGAUUCGCGCAGUUCCGCUAGGAGCGAAUGCUUUGUGCUUUCCCAGAAACAAAAUAAAAAGUCGUUUAAGCAAAAUGUUAUCAACUCCCUCGCGAGGGAAUCAUAAUCAUACAAACUAACCCCUGGUAGCAAUAUACACUGUGUAAAAUCGUUCACAAAAUCGGCAACGUUGUUUGAAGCAAAAUUAACGAAAACAAA